AUGCUCGGUAUUAUCAUUGGUAUUUCUGCGGUUGUCGGCAUGGUCUCGAUUGGAGACGGAGCAAAGUUUUUAGUCUUAGCGGAGUUUGAACGAAUGGGUGGAUCCGAUCUAAUUAUCUGUUUCCGUCCGCGCUGGAUCCAGAGGGAGGAUGGCACCUGGAUCCAGAAUAAAGCCCCGGUAUACCUCGAAUACGAAGAUAUUGAUGCAAUUAUGAUGUCCUGCCCGUCGGUGAAAAGCAUCACAGGGGAGAUUGAUACGAUGGCGCGGCCCAUAUCGUACAAAGGGGAGACGAAGCAUUUCCGCUUUGAAGGUGUUACGCCGCUUUAUCAAGAAGUGCACAAUUGGUAUGUCCAAUCCGGGCGUUUUAUCCAACGGGAAGAUUUGGAUCGGAACGAGUCGGUAUGUGUAAUUGGGACGGAAGUCCAGAGAGAUCUGUUCGGCAAAACCGAUCCAAUCGGUCAAGAAUUGAAAAUUGGUAGACAGCGAUUUACCGUCGUCGGAGUGAUGAAAGAGAAAGGCGACAAAAUGGCGACCGAGGGUUGGGAUAAAAAGCUGAUUGUUCCAUUUACGACGAUGUGGACCCGUUUCAUCGGCAACCAGAAGCGGGGAUUUGAAUUAUGGCUGAAAGCGGAGAGUUUUGAAAAAGUGGAUCAGGCGUUGGCAGAAGUGAUGAUUACCCUGCGUCGCCGGCACGGUUCUGAAGAGCACUUUCAAUUUUACACUGCAAAAGCAGUUUUGGAACAGGUCGGAAAACAGUUUCUAAUCGAAUCAGUUGUGCUGAGUGUCUCUGGAGGACUGAUUGGAAUUCUCAUCAGCGGGUUCAUUACUUUUGUAGUCGCAUGGGGAGUCACAACGUUUCUCAUCAAAGAGACGGAAUGGCCCGCAGUGGUAUCUUUAUGGGCGGCGGCUGUUGCUUUCGGUUCUUCUGCGUUUAUCGGUAUAGUAUUUGGCAUUCUUCCUGCCUACAAGGCGGCGCGGUUGAUGCCAACUGAAGCUCUGCGCCAUGAGUAA
Molecule: messenger RNA, 1011 nt
Organism: Geodia barretti
Lineage: Eukaryota; Metazoa; Porifera; Demospongiae; Tetractinellida; Geodiidae
Source: the annotation of a GenBank genome assembly